GUUGGAUACCACUUCCGCGACGUACCUGUCUUGGAUACAGCUUCCUGCCGAUAUUCGACAUCUCACUAUCUCGAUGUCUUGAAGAGUUGACGGAACCACACAUGGGAUUCAGAGCAUAGUAUAAAAUGUUUGCAAUAUGGCGGGAUCAACUCUAUUUCUCUCUUUCCUUUUUUCUCUUUCAUUUUAGGUCUUCAUACAAUGCGGUAUACCACUUUGACCGUCUUAACGGCCCUGUUUGGGAAAGUUCUUUCUACACCGGUCAGGCGAACCUCAGUCACAGGAAUCACAUCUGAUGCUGCCGCUUUCGCACAGAGUUCAUUUGACUACGUGAUUGUCGGAGGAGGCACCGCGGGUCUUGUAGUAGCUGCUCGCCUCAGCGAGAACUCCGCCGUAAACGUUGGGGUAAUUGAAGCUGGAGAGUCUCGUUUCGGCGACCCUUACGUUGAUACUCCCGCUUAUCUCGGGGAAGGAUUCUUCAACCCUCUUUACGACUGGGCGUAUGAGACUGUUCCUCAAGCCACUCUCAAUGGGAGGAGUGUCGCACUCAACCUCGGAAAAAUGGUCGGCGGAGGGAGUGGGCUCAAUUUCAUGAUCUUCGGACGCGGAUGCCAAGGUGACUACGACAAUUGGAGCCAACUCGGAAUUGACGGAGGUUGGGAUUGGGCUGGAUUGCUCCCUUACUUUGAGAAGACAGAAAGUGUCACAUCUGGGCCUUCAGUUACCCCCUACAACUUGACCGAACCUUCUGGAACGGGGGCUGGCGAAGGGAAAUCUGGGCCGCUUCCUAUCAGUUACAACAACUUCUACAGUGAAAUUGAGGGUCCAUACGCUCAGGCUCUGUUAUCUUUAGGGGUACCUCAGAAUGCUGACCCUGAUAAUGGCGACACGACUGGUCUGUUCAAUAGUGCUGCUAGUGUCGACGCUGCGACUGGAAAUCGAAGUUAUUCUGGUCGCGACUACUUGUUACCCAAUGUCGGUCGAUCAAACCUCGCUGUGCUGACCGGAGCUCAGGCAACCAAAAUACAAUUUACUCAAAACGGAGGAAAUGCUACAGCGACUGGCGUCCAAUUCACCGCUAGUGGAACCAGCUAUACUGUGUCGGCGGGUAAAGAAGUUAUCCUUAGUGCUGGUAGCCUCCAUACACCUCAAUUACUCGAACUUUCUGGUAUUGGUGACGAAGCCCGUUUGUCUGCUCUGGGUAUUCCGGUUGUCGUCGCAAACUCAGACGUCGGGGAGAAUUUGCAGGAUCACCAAACCAUAUAUUCCGAUUUCUUACUCACUGAUCCCGACAUCCCAACCAUCAACACACUCUUUUCUAAUGCAAGCUACGCAGCCACGCAGGAGGCGCAGUACCUCACCAACCACACUGGUUUCUUUACAUACACUCCUUCCGCCGUCUCCUUCCAUCCCCUACAACAGUUUUGGACAGACGAUGAUCUCCAAACUGCACUAGCUCAGCUCCAAACCGAAAUAGCACAAGCCAAUGUCAGCACGUUCAUCAGCAAACAAUACCAGCUCCAGAUUGACAGUAUUCAGCAAGGUCAAUUGGCACAAAUGGAGUUGGUGUUUCUUGCUGGGGUUCUCGGCGAAGCUUCCUCGGAUCAGGAGAACUUUGUGAACUUAGCUAAUUUUGCUUCGAGGCCUUUCAGUCGUGGUUCCGUCCACAUAAAUACCACUGAUCCCCUCGCGUCCCCUCUGAUUGAUACUGCCUACCUGCAAUUCUCAUUUGACAAAGAAGUACUUGUGAAGGGUGCUCAGCUCAAUCGUAAUCUUACGCAGAUCGCUCCUCUCUCAAGCUUCAUCUCCAGUCCCUUAAACCCUUCUGCGGACGUAUCCACAGAAGAAGAAUUUGAAAACUUCAUUAUCGACAACGUCAGUACCGAAUGGCAUCAGGUUGGUACUGCUUCCCUUGGUCCUUUUGGAGCAGGGGGUGUUGUUGCUAGUGAUUUGAUCGUCUACGGGACCUCCAAUGUUCGAGUUGUAGAUGCAAGUAUCAUGCCCAUGCAGAUCGGAGCACACAUCCAAGCAACUGUCUACGCUAUUGCCGAGAAGGCUGCCGACAUUAUCAAAGCUGCUCAGUAAACCUUACAUCCUCAACACCAACACGGACUUACAUUGACCACUCCACAUCUUUAUAUCUCCAGUUGACACUCCUCUCGUUAAUCACUGCAUCCCAUGAUAUUCUACCCUUCAUUUGGAAUUUAUCCUUGCUUCACAUCUAUCAUACGAUCGACUUUUUAUUAUUAUCUUUCUAUCCCGGGUUCUGAAUAAUUGCUUCAUAAAAUACCACUCUUCGCCACUCAAAGUUAACUACUCAGGAAUGACAACUCGUUGUUCCCGAACUCAAUUCAGUGCAAGCGUCAUUAGUAUAUGAUAGAAUUUUGUUUCCACCGACUCAGGUGAGAAAUAUGCUAUCUUUUGUGACGGUUUGUGGUCGGGUACAGAGGUUAGCUAGAGGCAUGAGGAGAUUCAACGCGAAGAAACGAGGUUGUACUGAACGCGGAGAGUGAAA
This is a messenger RNA of Lentinula edodes (shiitake mushroom), 2512 nucleotides long. Its product is annotated as alcohol oxidase. The record is from RefSeq and is a predicted model, not a curated record. Gene Ontology annotation, molecular function: oxidoreductase activity, acting on CH-OH group of donors; flavin adenine dinucleotide binding. The transcript is spliced from 19 exons. NCBI's taxonomy places the organism in Eukaryota, Fungi, Basidiomycota, Agaricomycetes, Agaricales, Omphalotaceae. Bases 199 to 2082 code for a protein of 627 amino acids.